AUGGAAAUUUAUUCAACACAUAAUCGUUUUGGUGAAACACCAUCAUCACAAACAACAUUAACAAUACCGGCUUCAAAUGAUCAACAACAAAAUAAUCAAACAACAUCAUCAUCAUCGGCACCAUCAUCACCAACAAAAUCACCAAUUGGAUUUCAAGAUUUUAUUAAUAAAGAUGGUGGUACAAGUGGUGGUGGUGGAAAACGUACGGUAAAAUUUCCUGAAGAUCAUUCUAUUGUUACCGGUUAUCAUGAAGCACCCGAUCCAUUUGCAACGGCUGAUCAAGAAGAAGAUGAUCAAGAUUUGGAUACAAUUAUUGAUGCAUUUAAAGAUGCAUGUGCCAAACAAAAUAUCGAACCAAUACCAAGUGUUUUGGAACAAAUCAAGAAUUUCAAAUCGAUUCGUGUACGGGCACAGGAUCUAAUUCUUCGUGGACAAAAAUUGGAUCCACAUCAAUGUGAAGUAUUGGAAGAAAUAUUUAAACGUGUUCUUUUCCGUUUGAUUGAUCUUGAUUCAUGUGAUCUUGAUUGUGACGGUGCUUCGGCUUUAUUCGAUAUGAUUGAAUUUUAUGAAUCAGCAUCACAUUUAUCGAUUGCAAAUAAUAAAUCUAUUGGUAUUAUUGGUUGGCAAGCAUUAUGUCGUACAUUGAAAAAGACAUCAUGUUUACAAUAUUUAGAUUUAAGCAAUACUGGUUUAAAUGAACAAAUAUUAUUAUUUAUGGGUCGUACUAUACGUGUUGGUUCACAUUUAGUAACAUUACAUUUAGAGAAUGCCAAUCUUUCUGGUAGACGUUUGGCAAUAUUGGUAUCAUCAAUAAAAUUCAAUACAAGUUUACGUGAAUUAUAUUUGGGUGAAAAUAAAAUCAGUUCAGCUGAUUGUGUACAAAUUGGUAAUCUAUUACGUGGAAAUAGUAUCUUAAAUGUAUUAGAUUUAAGAAAUAAUUUCAUACAAGAUACUGGUCUGGAUCAUAUUUGUGAAGGUUUACAACAUCAACCAUUAUCAGCACCAUCAACAUCAAUGUUUAGCCUAUUUGAUCCAUCCAAAUCAUUAUCACCUAAUUUAAUGUCACAAAAUGCUGGUAUUUUAAUAUUAAAUUUAAGUAAUAAUCAAUUAACAAAUCGUGCUAUGAAUCGAUUAUCACAAACAUUGUCACAAUGUCGAUCAUUAAUUGGCCUGGAUUUAUCAUAUAAUUCAUUAGGUGAUGAAGGUAUUUUAAUCCUAAAAGAAGGUCUAUUACAAUCAAAAACAUUAAAAUAUUUAAAUUUAUCAUCAACAUUUAUCAGUAAUGAAGGUGCCAUAAUUAUUGCUGAUAUUUUACGUAACAGUAAAAACCUGACAAUAAUCGAUCUAAGUUUGAAUGAUGUUGAUUUGGAUGGUGUUAUUGCCAUACGUGAUUCGCUUAGAUUGAAUAAACAACAUCAUUUAACUAGAUUAAUUUAUCAACCACAAAAUAAUAAUCAACAUUUACAAAAUAAUAUUAAACAAUUAUUCGAUGAAAUUGAUAGCUAUUUAAAUGAACAUCAUCAUUGUCGUCAUAAUGAACCGAUUGAUGAAUUUGAUUCAAUUUUAAAUGGUUUUUUACGUAGUGAUAUUUCUGUUUAUCAAGAAAUUGAAAUUGAUCUUGAUGAAAAUAAAGAAAAUGAUAAUAAUAAUAAUGAUAAUUUCUAUACCUGUGAUACAACAACAACAACGGCAACUAAUGUUAAUGAUGAUAAUGAUAAUGAUAAUGAUUCUGGUAGUAAAAAAGCAUUUUUAUCACGAACAUCAAGUCUUGGUUCAUGGGAACGACCAGUAAAAUCUGGUCGUUUUAGUGUUUCACCAGUUGAUAAGGAAAAUGAUCAAACAAAUUCUUCCACAUCUAAUACAACUUCCAUACAAAUAAAAAUUGAACAAGAUCAAAGUGAAAAUUCAAUGUUAAACAAUCGACAACAGCAGCCGACAAUAUUGGAAAAUAGUUCAGAUGAUAAUGAAGAUGGUUCAGAUUUAUCUGAACAAGAAACAGAUAUGUUACCAGAAUUACCAACAUGUUUUAUGAAAAAUAAAAAUCGUCUAUUGCAACCACCAUCAACAAAAUCAAGAUCAUUUCGACGAAUGAGUUCACCUGCAAUAUCGGUUGCCGGCUUAGUUAAACCUCCAAAACCUAAACAUAAUCUGACAUUAAAAUUAUCCGGUAAUUUAGAAAGUCUUGAUCUCAAAAGUUCAUUGCCUUUAUCACCAACAUUUUUUGCCAAAUUUGAUUUUUCCGAUAUAUCAUUAUUACGUUUACCGGCCGAUGUUGAAGAAAUUGUUUCAAAUAUUGAUUAUUCAAUAACCGAUGAUAUUAUUGAACAAUUUGAAAAAUUUUAUUAUGAAAAACCGUCCAAACAUACAAAACAACAACAACAACAACAACCACAAUGCGUAUGCUGAAUGAGAGAAAAACAAACAAACAUUUUCAACAAAAAAAAACACAUUAAUUUUUCAAGAAUAUCACAUUAUUCUUCCUAUUAUUUUGCUUACUUGCUUCCAAUUCUCUUCUCUCUCUCUCCCGCUCAAAAUAUUCAAUUCUUUUCGUUUUUGAUGAGAAAAAAUAUCGCGUGGGUGUUUCGUUACCCAAAAUGGUAAUCACUGAUAAACA
Messenger RNA from Dermatophagoides pteronyssinus (European house dust mite), 2614 nucleotides. RefSeq lists its product as uncharacterized. NCBI's taxonomy places the organism in Eukaryota, Metazoa, Arthropoda, Arachnida, Sarcoptiformes, Pyroglyphidae. The record is from RefSeq and is a predicted model, not a curated record. Gene Ontology annotation, molecular function: protein binding.